Molecule: messenger RNA, 2775 nt
Organism: Phyllostomus hastatus (greater spear-nosed bat)
Lineage: Eukaryota; Metazoa; Chordata; Mammalia; Chiroptera; Phyllostomidae
Product: transmembrane protease serine 11F
Exons: 11
Coding region: 123-1442 (439 amino acids)
Biological process (GO): proteolysis
Cellular component (GO): extracellular region; plasma membrane
Molecular function (GO): serine-type endopeptidase activity
Source: RefSeq, a predicted model, not a curated record
AAGAAGUAGAUGCUAUGGAAUGACAGAACCACUUGCAGACUACUAAUUACAGCUUCCGAGCCUUGACUUGGCUGAUAAAGAUCAGAUGGUGACUGGAUAGAAGUUGCCCCAGUCUUGGGUCCAUGAUGUAUGCACCAGUUGAAUUUUCAGAAGCUAAUUACCCUCAAGUUGAGUACCAGAGAAGACAACAACAAUAUUGGGACCCUAUCCGGCUAGCUAUUUUCACAUUGGUAAUAGUAGCAAUCAUAGGAAUUACAAUUGGCAUUGUUGCUCAUUUUGUUGUUGAGGAUGAUAAGUCAUUUUAUUACCUUGCCUCUUUUCAAGUUACAAACAUAAAAUACAGAGAAAAUUAUGGAAUAAAAAACUCAAAAGAGUUUACACAAAGGAGUCAUCAGAUUGAGAGAAUGAUGUCUAGGAUAUUUCAACGUUCUUCGGGAGCAGGUCGGUUUGUCAAAUCUCAUGUUAUCAAAAUAAGUCCAGAUCAAAAUGGUGUGAACAUUCUUAUGGUGCUCAUGUUUCGAUACCCAUCUACUGGGAUUGCUGAGCAAAUUAGGAAAAGAAUUGAGAAUAUUUUAUAUCAAAAUCUGAAGACAAAGCAGUUGCCUUUGACUAUAAACAAACCAUCGUUUACACUCACACCUAUUGACAGCAAAAAGAUGAGGAAUCUUCUAAACAGCCGCUGUGGACUAAGGAUGACAUCUUCAAACUUGCCAUUACCAGCACACACUUCUAUAGAAAGGAUUGUCCAAGGAAGCGAAACAGCCAUGGAAGGAGAGUGGCCAUGGCAGGCCAGCCUCCAGCUGAAAGGGGCAGGCCAUCAGUGCGGAGCCACCCUCAUCAGUAACACGUGGCUCCUCACAGCAGCUCACUGCUUCCGCAAAAAUAAAGACCCAAGUCAAUGGAUUGCUACUUUUGGUAUCACUAUAACACCACCUUCAGUACAACGAAAUGUGAGAAAAAUUAUUAUUCAUGAAAAUUACCGGAGAGAAACAAAUGAAAAUGACAUUGCUUUGGCUCAGCUCACUCCCCGAGUUGACUAUUCAAAUGUAGUCCAGAGAGUUUGCCUCCCAGAUGCAGCUACAAAGCUGCCACCUAAAGCAAGUGUAUUUGUCACAGGGUUUGGAUCCAUUGUAGAUGAUGGACCUACACAAAAUAAACUUCGGCAAGCCAGGGUGGAAACCAUAAGCAGUGAUGUAUGUAACAGAAAGGAUGUGUAUGAUGGUAUGAUAACUUCAGGAAUGUUAUGUGCUGGAUUCAUGGAAGGGAAAGUAGAUGCAUGUAAGGGUGAUUCUGGUGGACCUCUGGUUUAUGAUAACCAUGAUAUCUGGUACAUUGUUGGUAUAGUAAGUUGGGGACAAUCGUGUGCUCUCCCCAAAAAACCUGGUGUCUAUACAAGAGUGACUCAGUAUCGAAACUGGAUUGCUUCAAAGACUGGUAUCUAGUGUGAAUUGUCCAUGAAUUAUAUCCAUGACACAAAAGUUAAAACUCCUGCAUAUUGUAUAUUGUUCAUAGUUACGUGGUUUGGAUUGGUGUUUUUGCUGGAAGUCAAGAAGUCCUUCAGACUCAGACCAAUCCAAUAUUACGAGGUGGCCUCUGUGACCAAACUCUCUUUCUACCCUGAGGGAAGAAGACAUGGGGAAUGAUAGGUAGCACUAACUCCUCACUCAGAAGGGAAACUGCAUUACUUAUUAAUAUGCUGAAUAUUUAUAAGUGGUUUUCCUCAAUGGAAGAUGAAGACCAUCAUAUUCCACAGGAUAUGAAGAGCUUCUGGGGCUUCCAAAUUCUUACCUCCUAUAAUACUUGGAGCACUUGGAAUUCUUCUCGCAAAAAAAAAAAAAAAUCAAACAACAACCUUUCCUAAGGAUUCAUGGCUUCAAUAUACCAGCACUGAUGAUUGGACAUUCAAUGGCUAGAAUGGAGAAGCAUAGGAUUUGCAAUAUAACUUGAACUCUAACCUGGGCUUCUAAAUAAUAAUAGAGCAUUAUCAUUAACCACAAGAGUUUCCAUUUAAAAAAGCUUUAAAUGUAUUUGAACUUGCAUUGUUUUAUACACAAAAGCACUAACUGAAGGAUGUAUGUUGUAUUGUUAGCAAGCAUUUCUGAUUUAUUUUUUAAUAGCAUCAUCAGUUAGUGUCAAACCAGAAUGGAGAAUAGAAAAGACUCUUGGGAACAUUUUUUUCAUGGGUGCAAGGAGGAUGAAAAGAACUGAUAAGACUUAGGCUAGCAGAGUUGGUGUCAAAUUAUUUAGUAACAAGACAAACACUCUAGAUUUUUGAGGGAAUGAUCUAUCCAAUUAUUUAUUUAGAAACAUCUACAUUAAUAUAUGGUAACUGGUGCUCCUGUAAGUCUUCAGCUAUCUGAUAGGUCACAUGUCAAUCAGAAUGUCAGGUUGGGAGAGCUGAUUUGUAUAAAGCACUUAGGACAGUGCCUGGUAUACAUCACAUCCUAUAAAAUGUUUCCUAUAAUGGAAAGAAAUGCUUCUGUGAGUUUUAAGAUACGUUAAUGUAAUUUGUCAGAUGAAUGAAUGACUUUGGGGCUUAACACAGACCAAAAUCUAGUGAUGGAAAGUGUAGGCUUUGCAAUUAGGCUGCCUGAGCUUGAAGACUGGCUGUGCCUCAUCUGAGCUGUUUAUCCUUGUACAGGUUUCUUAAUCACUGUGCAUUAGCUCUUUCAUCUUUAUGGAGGCAGUAAAAAUGGUGCCCACUCAUGUGAUUGUUAUUAGGAUUAAAUGCACUAAUAUGAGUAAAUAAAGCACUUAGAACAGUGUCUGCACACA